Molecule: messenger RNA, 4238 nt
Organism: Stegastes partitus (bicolor damselfish)
Lineage: Eukaryota; Metazoa; Chordata; Actinopteri; Pomacentridae
Gene: tlr22
Product: toll-like receptor 22
Exons: 4
Coding region: 201-3083 (960 amino acids)
Biological process (GO): signal transduction
Cellular component (GO): plasma membrane
Molecular function (GO): protein binding; signaling receptor activity
Source: RefSeq, a predicted model, not a curated record
CAUCUACAGCAAGACGAGAGUACAUCGAAACAAGCUAUUUUCAAUCUUUUCAUGUAAGAGGAACAUCGUCUACUAAGAAACGAAGAGAAUUCAACUACAAGACACUCUGAACAUUAUCACUUCCUUGUGGGAUGCAGUUGACUAUAUGUUGGAGAAUUUAAAUUCCCUUUCAGCUGGACUUUGCUUUUUUUGUUUGAAAAAUGGGUGAUGGAUCAGAAGAGGACAAAAUGAAAACAAAAGGAGGAUUAAAAUGUUGUAAACUCAGAAUCAUUUUCCUCUUGUUGACCACCAUUAGUUUCAUUGGCCCCGCGCAUGGAUUUGCACUGAAGACUUGCCGAGUCAGCCAAAACAACGCCGUGUGUGUCAAGUACAAACUGAAAGCUGUUCCUCACGAUAUUCCCUCAACAGUGACGGGCUUUGAUUUAUCCGAGAACAGAAUAUUAAGAAUACAAGCAUCAGAUUUCAGAGAUCUAACACUUUUGACUCGGUUAGACCUAAACCGCAACCGCAUCUCGCAGAUAGAUCGCGGCUCCUUUGCCACUCUGAUUUCCCUCCAAAAGUUAAAUCUGAAUAACAACAAACUCGCCAAACUGGAAGAGAAUGUUUUCGAUGGAUUGCGCAGCCUCGUUGAACUCAGAAUUCUCUCCAAUCACAUCCAAAAAGUGGCCCCCACCUCUUUUAGAUCCCUGACGAACUUGAAGUUUCUAGAUCUUUCUCACAACAAACUGAACUGCUUGGCUAACGUUCGCUUAGUAUUGCAGCAUAUGCCACAUCUGCAGGAGCUGGUACUGAAAAACAACAAUUUAGCCACUUUUCAGUCAUGGGAACUGACAAACAGCUCAUUGGCGCUUGGUGCCAUUGACUUGUCUCAAAAUCCCAUCGCGGUCUUUAGGAUGACCAAGGACAUUUUUCCAAAUCUCACUCGGUUUAACAUCGGCUCUUCCAGAAAGGAACCGAUGAGAUGGGACAUAGGUAACCACACUUUCCUGAGUCGAGUGUCUAAGCUUGAUAUCAGCGGGCUUCAAAUGGUUGUCGGUGACAUGAGAACAUUGCUGCAGAGGGUGAACUCGUCUUUAAUUUCUCUGAGGAUGAACUCAAUGAAACAUAACCUUGUCCAGCUCAUCAACAUGUCCUGCACCAUCCCAACGAUGUCCUCGCUGACACUUCGAUAUAACAGGCUUUGGUAUGUCAGUUCAGAUUUGUUCAAGCUGUGCAUUAAUGUCACAGAGUUAGAUUUAUCACAUAAUAGUAUAAAAACUAUCUACGACAACGCCUUUAGCUCCCUUCGAAGUCUAAGGAUCUUGACCCUGAGUCACAACAGACUUCCUUCUGUUCCGGCCGCCACGAGGAAUCUACCGGCUUUAUCUGAGCUGGACCUCAGCACUAAUAACAUCAGCGCGCUCGGAUGUCACGAUUUCGCCAAUCAGACAAAGCUCAGACAGCUCAGCCUUUACCAGAAUUCAAUCCCGGCUCUGAAAGACUGCCUGUUCCAAGAUUUAAAACAACUGCAGGUCCUGAAGCUACAGAACAACCACAUAAGCAAACUGAACAGUGCUUUCAAAGAACACUUGCACAACCUCACACGGCUAAAUCUGAAUGGAAAUAAACUCACUGCCAUCAAACAGGGGGAAUUUAAAGGCCUGCAGUCCCUCCAGAACUUAUCGUUACAUCAAAAUCAAAUAAAAGAACUUGAACGCGACAGUUUCAUUGGCUUGGCGAAUCUUACAGAAAUGUCCCUGCAAUCGAACGCUCUUACAAAAAAGACCCUGGACAAGAAUCCUUUCCAUAAUCUGACUAACUUAAGAAGAUUGGAUAUGGAGGACAAUCACAUUAAAUAUGACUUUAGUACAGCUUUGCCUGUUCCACCGUUUUCUGAACUGUCCCGUCUGGAGGAGUUGUCCAUUCUUACUCAGCGCUUUAGGGGGAAGCAUAUGCUGCCUGUAAACUUCCUGCAAGGUUUGACGAACCUUUUGCUGUUCAAGGCCAGGAACAAUCAACUUGUAUUCCUGCACAGGGACACGUUUAGUUACACGCCUAAGCUGCAGACGCUUGACAUCAGCUCAAAUGAUAUUUCCAAUUUCCACCCGGAGCUGUUUUUCCCACUUCGAAACCUGAAGAGCCUUUACAUAUCCAGAACAAGCCUUCACUCUCUAGAUGGCCUCAUAAAUGCCAAGCUGACCAACCUGAAGUUCCUGCAGGCGAGAAAUAAUUUGUUCUCAGUUGUCAGCAAGGAGGUGAUAGAGGCCCUGCCAGCUCUGGUUUAUUUGGAUCUUCAAGGGAACAGUUUCACCUGUGACUGCGAUAACGCCGGGUUCCUCUGCUGGGCAGCAAACGACACCCGCACUCAAGUUUAUGACGCUUACAACUAUCUGUGCAACUAUCCGUUUACCUUUAAAGGUAAGACGCUGUUGCACUUCGACUUCCGGGACUGCGUACUCGACACCGGCUUCAUCUGCUUUGUCUCCACCACAUGCAUGAUCCUCUGUUUCAUGAUCGCGUCCUUCACCUACCAUUUCAUGAGGUGGCAGCUGGUCUAUGCCUAUUACAUCUUCUUGGCUUGGCUCCAUGACACAAAGUACAAAAACAGGGAAGCUCCUCAUCAGUAUGACGCCUUCAUCUCCUAUAACACCCACGAUGAGCCCUGGGUCAUCAGGGAGCUCUUACCAAAACUGGAGGGAGAACAGGGCUGGAAGCUGUGUUUGCAUCAUCGAGACUUUGAACCAGGGAAACCCAUCAUUGACAACAUCACAGAUGCCAUCUAUGGAAGCAGAAAGACCAUCUGUGUGAUCAGCCGCCGAUACCUGGAGAGCGAGUGGUGUUCCAAAGAGAUCCAGGCGGCCAGCUUCCGACUGUUCGACGAGCAGAAGGACGUCCUGAUCCUGGUGUUUCUGGAGGAGAUUCCCAGACACCUGCUCUCUCCGUACCACCGCAUGAGGAAGCUGCUCAAGAGGCAAACCUACCUGAGCUGGCCGCAAGCCGGAGAGCACGCCGAGCUGUUCUGGGAGAAACUCCAACAGGCGCUGAAGGCCAAAGAAGAACCGAGCGAGGACAGGUUCAACCUCACUCUGUUGGAAACACCUUGACGGGAAAGGAAAUAGGAAACACAGUUGGUUUGGGAAGUUUAUCUGAAGGAUAUCAGCCAGCAAGCAUUUCAAAUUGUAUUAAAAUUGACUGAUUUUUAUGGGAAAUCAGGAGCAAGUUAUGGUUAAACACUGACAGAUGAACAUUCAGUGUCUGACAAAAACAGUGUGAGAAGAAGAAGGACUGACAUGAAUAGUUUCAGCGACGCCACCACCAGUCUUUUAUCACUGAGGAUGUGUGUGUAGCAGGAGCAUAAAAAAGACCAUUUUCAGUGUUUAGAAACUUGCUAGAAACCCAAUUUUUAUGCACCAGUUUUGUUUCCUCUCUUGAUUCUUGGCAAAACUUUCCACCGUCUUGUUAAAAGCUGUGAUGAGAUUCCUGCUAAUUGCUAACUCAAGUCUCUGAGCGCUCGCUUCUUGACACGUGGAACAUUCUUCAUCAGACUUUCUGUAUUUUUUUGUCUGCAGUUUAAAGGACUUCUGCUGUAUUUUCCCAUUUCUUGCGGCUCUAUGAGCGGCGCCAACUUUGCACCUCCGUUGUGGAAAUGUAACAGGGAGUCGUGCAGAGCAGUGAAUAUGAAGGCAAAAAGAGCAUGCUGCCAGCAGCUUUUUUUGCAUGAAUCAUUGUAAAAUAUCUGUUUUUGAAUGUUAUUAAUGAUCAUUUUAAUAACUGCAAUGGGGAUCUCCAUCAGGGACGACUGACCUAAUCAUUGGCAGAUUCAUUUUUCUUGCAACUUGGAGGUGCAGAAAGUCAGCACCAUCGAUCCACAGUAACCACUUUAAUGGUGGAAAUAAAGCAGAAUUAGGACACAAUUCAAUACGUGAACAGUGAACUCAUCCUGGUACUCCUACUUGGACACCCAUCGACAAAAAAAUCUCACUGUUUGUACUGAAUUUACAUGUUUUUGUAACAUAUAUCGUAUCUUUAAGGAGUUUUAUAUACGUAUAUUUUCAUCUUUUUUGUUUGCUUUGGUUUAAGAUGCAUCUUGGGCGAUCUAACCACAAGAGGGCAGCAAAAAAUAUAAGUCAUGAUACAGAUGCCUCACAAAUGACUCCGUCCUGCCAGUCUCAACAGCUGGAAUGACGUACAGUCAUGACUCGAUCCGACCCUUGACAAUCAGAAAACCUUGCUAUCCGACAGGUUUUUAUGAAAACGAA